Messenger RNA from Drosophila innubila, 2857 nucleotides. RefSeq names its product bifunctional lysine-specific demethylase and histidyl-hydroxylase NO66 (gene NO66). The transcript has 2 exons. Lineage: Eukaryota; Metazoa; Arthropoda; Insecta; Diptera; Drosophilidae. The coding region runs from base 119 to 2680 and encodes 853 amino acids. Gene Ontology annotation, cellular component: nucleolus. Gene Ontology annotation, molecular function: histone H3K4 demethylase activity; histone H3K36 demethylase activity. The record is from RefSeq and is a predicted model, not a curated record.
CAGCUUAUCGGAAUCUAGCUGUCAAGCACGUGCGAUUUUUUAAAGUACAACUCCAUUGAAAACUAAAUAAUACUUUUAUUUCUGCAGGUAGUAAAUGAAUUAGGUGAAAAGCAAUAAUAUGUCGGAUAUAUCGGACUUGUCGGCAUUUGAGGUCUAUUCCAGAAGCAGCAAACCAAAAAGUCCAAAGAAAGGGGUGAAAAGCAGCAAAUCAAAACAAGCACCAAAGAAGUGGACAAAACAGGCAAAAAAAGCACCAAAGCGUACAUUAAAGAAGUUGCCAAAAAAGGCGAACGGUAUAAAUCAAAAUGGCGGCACAAAUGACAGACAGUCGUCAAACAGCGUCAAAAUGUGCAGCACGUCGGACAGCAACAGCAGCUGCGUUGGCAGCGGCAGCGGCAGCGGCAGCAGCUUUGAGGAUGCGUCCGAUGAUUUGGAGACAACAGCUGAUUUGGCCAGGCAGAUGAAAAAGCUGGUCAAGCAUUGCGCUGCAGGAGCUUGCGACGCCAGCAGCGACGCUAGUGAUGCCAACAGCGGCAGCGACGCAACUGAAGGCAGCGAUGCAACUGCAGGCAGCGAUGCGACUGCAGGCAGCGAUGCGACUGCAGGCAGCGAUGACUUUCAAGGCAGCGAUGUUUCUGCAGGCAGCGAGCAAGAGAGCGAGAGCCAAGAGAGCGAUCAAUUCAGCGUGGAGUACUCACCAGAGCGCAGCAGCAGCAGCAGCAGUGAAAGCUCGCCAGCUGCGCCUGCGCCGGCUCCGCAGCGACGUCAAGCACAAAAGCGCGCUGAGCUUUUUGCCGAUGACUUAAAUAACAACAACAACAAUAAGCCGCCAGCUGCAAAGCAACAAAAGCUCGUUUGUCCCUUGCAGCGUGCAACGGCGGCAGCGACGUUUACUGCGGCGUCGACAGUGGCAGCAAAAUCGUGUCCGCUGCCCAGCAAAGACAAAAUGGCGCCCAAAUCGUGUCCCUUGCCGCCCAAACUGGCCGACAAAAUGGCGGCCAAGGCCAAGUCGUGUCCGCUGCCCAAAAAGCAACAACAGGAGGAGCAAAAGGAAACUGUGGUUAAAGGCAGAAAGUCACAGGUGGCAACGCUGGCAAAUGAUGGAGCAGGAGGCAGCAGAAAAUCCCAGGUGGCAAUGCUGGCUAAAGAGAAAGCAGCCGCAGGAGGCAGCAGAAAAUCCGAAGUGGCAACCCAGGCAAAUGCUGGAGCAGUAAGAAAGUCCCAAGUGGCAACGCUGGCAAAUGGAGGGACAGGCUCCAAAAGAAACGUUCAAAUGGAGCCGCCCAAAAGCAAGCUAGAAAAGGGCCUGGAAGAAUCGGCGCGUAAGGAGGUGCAUCUGCAGAAUUCCAUAGAAGAAGGUAAACGUGUGCUCUACUGGCUACUAAAUCCCAUAACUCCCGAGACAUUCUUCUCACAGUACUGGGAGAAGAAUGCGUGUCAAGUGAUGCGAAAGCGUUCUUCCUACUUCUCGAAAUUGAUAUCAUUCAAGAUGAUUGAUGAGCUGUUGAUCAAGAAUCAUCUGGAAUUCACCACCAACAUCGAUGUGACCAGCUAUGAGAAUGGGGUACGUCAGACCCAUAAUCCAGAUGGUAGAGCCAUGCCACCCACUGUCUGGGGCUUCUACGGAGACGGCUGCAGCAUCCGGAUUCUAAAUCCCAGCACCUAUUUGAGUGGCCUACGUCAGUUGUGCACCGUAAUGCAGGAAUACUUUCACUGUCUGGUGGGUGCCAAUGUGUAUUUGACACCACCGAAUAGUCAGGGAUUUGCACCGCACUAUGAUGACAUCGAGGCCUUUGUACUGCAGGUGGAGGGCAGGAAACGUUGGCGUCUUUAUACGCCACCGCUACCCAGUGAUUUGCUGGGGCGCGUCAGUUCCGGCAAUUACAAGCAGGAACAGCUGGGUGCACCCAUAUUUGAUGCCGUCUUGGAACCCGGAGAUAUACUCUACUUUCCACGUGGUACGGUGCAUCAGGCUGUGACCGAGCAGCAACAACACUCGCUACACAUCACCUUGAGUGUCUAUCAACAGCAGGCGUAUGCAAAUCUUCUGGAAGAACUGAUGCCCACGGUGCUACAGCGUGCCAUCAAUAAGCACCUGACCUUACGGCGUGGUUUACCUUUAAACACCUGGCAGCAUUUGGGCUUGGCUAAUGGCGGCGCACAGACUGAAGAGCGCACACAACUUGUACAGGGUAUUAAUCAGAUGAUACAACAGUAUCUCCUGCCAACCGAUUCCCAGAUAGAUGCCGCUGUCGAUCAGCUGGCCAAGAAGUACCAGCAUGAGGCCCUGCCGCCGGUUGUGCUGCCGGAGGAGAAACUACGCACGGUUUUUGGCUCCCGCAGUGAAACGGAUGCCCAAGGACAUUGUCUGGCGGAUUAUGAGCUAAAUGAGCGGACUCAGGUGCGUCUUCUGCGCGCCAACAUUCUACGCCUGGUAGCCGAGGCUUCCAGUCUACGGCUCUACUAUUAUGUGGAUAAUGCUUUGGAGUAUCGCAAAUAUGAGGCCAACUUUAUGGAAAUACAACCGAAUGAGGCGCCGGCUGUGGAGGCUUUGAUUAAAGCCUAUCCCGAGUAUCUGAAGAUUGCCGAGCUGCCGCUGCGCAGCGCCGAGCGUCGCAUUGAGGUCGCUACGGCUCUUUGGGAGCACGGUCUUCUAAUGACCAAGAAACCCUUCAAAUAGCACUUGCAUCCAUCUGCUUCCAAAACAAAUAAAUCCUAUUUUAGCUUUAUGUCAACGAUUUUUUGUAAGAGUCAGCUCUGUUCUGUCUGCUCAGAAGAAUGUCUUUAAACUGUAAACUGUAGAUAUUGUUAACAUAGACUGUAAUUAAAGAUCGUCAAGUCGCUAGUCCAUACAAAA